Molecule: messenger RNA, 3145 nt
Organism: Quercus robur (English oak)
Lineage: Eukaryota; Viridiplantae; Streptophyta; Magnoliopsida; Fagales; Fagaceae
Product: serine/threonine-protein kinase MPS1
Exons: 6
Coding region: 276-2849 (857 amino acids)
Biological process (GO): peptidyl-serine phosphorylation; meiotic spindle assembly checkpoint signaling; chromosome segregation
Cellular component (GO): nucleus; kinetochore; spindle
Molecular function (GO): protein serine/threonine kinase activity; ATP binding; protein serine/threonine/tyrosine kinase activity
Source: RefSeq, a predicted model, not a curated record
CUCCAGUCCAGGAGCGCCAAUAAGAAGUUUCAAAAUUUCACACUCCCUCUCUCCCUCGCUCUUUACUCUAUAACCCACAGGCUCAAAACUCAGACCACCGUAACAAGUAACAACAUCAACAACAAGCUCCGAAUCCCAAAUCAUUCAUGGAAAUUGAAAAUUACCGAACCCUAAUCAGAAUCCAUUUCCAUUUCGUAUAUUAGUUUCAUGUUUUUUGGAGGAUAAUUCCCAUCUUGCCCCUUUCUCAGCAAUAGAAAUGCCGUUGAGAUUCGAACAUGGACAGGGAGGCUAACCUUCCAGUUCCAGCAGCGAAGAAUAUAAUCCGUCCGCCCGUGAAGCCACCAGAUACGACGCCUUCCUCCUCCUCCUCCUCUUCUCCGCCCGACUUCCUCCACCAUGUCCACGCCGCCUUCAAGCGCCACCGCCCUCUUGCCACAAGGCAGUCCAAUAUUUUAAGGCCUAGGCGGAUGUUGGUUCCUCAAAGAGAAGCAUCGAGAGAUUCAGGUUCUAGUUUGGGUCCUAUGGUAGAUGCUAAGAAGUCUCAAGAUGUGAUCUCACUGAGCCGGGGUCAUAUGGUAAAGGAUUCAGUUGGAGAAACUAAGAACAUGGUGACUGUUCUUGGGGAAAUUCAAGAAGAUGCAUCGAUUACUCCACCUACCAUUUCAGGCACUAUAACCAAAACCUUUGAUGAGAGCUUUAAUUCAUUUGAUGCACCAAGAGAUCACGUUAAACCCAUUACAGGUUGUAAGGAUGACAAAGCAAUUCCUUUGUUGCAUGGAGAAUCUCAACAAACUGAUGGUCAAAAAAAAGUUCAACAUUCUGUUGGAAGCAAUGCUGUCUCCCAGGGGGCCGAUGAUGGAAUGGCCACUGGAUUGGAGAACUUAUCAUCUCAUAUGGGUUCACUUGCAUUGACAGAAAUGGAAUGGAUCACGAGCAAUCAAAUGGAGGCAUCAACUGUUGUUACUCAUGACUCAAAGCACAGGAAUUUUCAGAAUCUAGAAUCUGAAGUCAGUUUGAGGUCUGAUGGUGGGAUUACUUCUUUAUUGUCAAAGAGAACCACUGCUGUUCAGGAUCAGCUGCACCAGUUCAGCAGAAACUUUUUAAGCCAGCCUGCCACUCAGUCUUCAGUUAUUGGGUCAUCGUGUGCUACCUCAACAUCUGUCCAUUCAACUUCAGCACCCAUGCUAAAUUUAACAACCUGUAGCUCUCACCUGCAUCGAGAUAGUGGUUCUCAUGUGGCAGUUGAACCUUUGGGAGAUUUUAAUAUGCAAUCUCAAAACAUAAAUCAGGGAAAUGUGGUGCAGCUACCAAAUCCUUCACCAAAGGACACCAGUGGAAUGUUAAUUGAACAGAAAGCCCUUGCAGGCAAAGCUUCUAACUGUGCUAUUGAUACCCAAAUGGAAGUGAAGGAAUAUGACCAGUCUAAGGAGCAACAAGGCAGAGUAACAAAAGAAAGUAACAUUCCUGAAAACCCUCCCCUGCUUGAUAGCUCAACUAAAGGGAAAGGAUAUGUAGGUGAUGUUACCAAUAUACAAUCUCAGGCUCCCUUGUCCAAAAGCUCAUCUUCAGAUAUGAAGUCGGAGCCUUCUAAAUCAGAAAAACAAGAGAGGGCUGCAAGUGGGAAAGGUGCAUCAGCUCCUCGUAAAAGGAAUUAUGAUCAGGACUUGUUCUUCAAAGUCAAUGGCAAGCUCUAUCAAAGGCUUGGAAAGAUAGGUAGUGGAGGAAGCAGUGAGGUCCACAAAGUUAUCUCAUCGGACUGUACAAUCUAUGCAUUAAAAAAAAUCAAGCUCAAAGGUCGUGAUUACGCAACUGCAUUUGGUUUCUGUCAAGAAAUUGAGUAUUUAAAUAAGUUGAAAGGAAAGAACAACAUUAUACAGCUGAUUGACUAUGAGGUGACAGAUAAGGCUUUGCUCCAUGAAGUGAUGAAUGGUUCCAUGAGUAAUAAAGAUGGCAGAGUCAAGGAUGAUGGGUAUAUAUACAUGGUACUUGAAUAUGGGGAAAUUGAUUUGGCGCACAUGCUAUCCCAGAAGUGGAAUGAAAUGGAUGGCUCCUAUCAGACCAUAGAUCAGAAUUGGCUCCGCUUCUACUGGCAGCAAAUACUUCAGGCUGUAAAUACUAUACAUGAGGAACGUAUAGUGCACUCUGAUCUGAAGCCAGCUAAUUUCCUUCUUGUCAAGGGUUCCCUAAAGCUGAUAGAUUUUGGGAUUGCCAAAGCCAUAAUGAGCGAUACCACCAACAUCCAGAGGGAUUCACAGGUGGGUACACUGAGCUACAUGUCUCCUGAGGCAUUCAUGUGCAAUGAAAAUGAUGCAAAUGGAAACACCAUAAAGUGUGGUCGGCCAUCAGACAUCUGGUCCCUUGGCUGCAUCCUUUAUCAAAUGGUAUAUGGCAGGACCCCCUUUUCUGAGUACAAGACAUUCUGGGCCAAGUUCAAAGUUAUAACAGAUCCAAAUCAUGAGAUUACGUAUGGACCGGUUUCUAACCCUUGGCUUCUUGAUCUUAUGAAAAAGUGUCUUGCAUGGGACCGUAACGAAAGGUGGAGGAUUCCCCAACUGCUUCAGCACCCUUUCCUUGUUCCCCCUGUUCCACCCCAGCUAUCAUCUUUUAAAGACCAAAACUGUAAACUACUUCAACUUAUAGCUGAAACUAGUUCUAAUGACCAUGAAGCCUCAAUGCUAUGCUGUCAGAUCCAACAACUGCUUAGCGACCCAGUUCAGCCAGUAGCAUCUCAGUUACUAACGUCACGAGAGCAACAAUGCAAGUCACUCUCCCAAAUGUCAAAACUUUGCUUUCUGCUUCAGGAACGUUUAGCAAACUCAGAGAGAAAAAUUGAAGAUCUGGGAAUGUAAUUCGCUAUGUUUGAUCGUUUUGACAUUGGUCAAUUCUUUUUGCCCUGAAAGAGAUCAUGCUGAAUUAAGAUGCCUAUUCUCCAUCCUUAUGUAAGAAUCUGUAAUCAGUUUGUCUUAUUAUGUUCUUUAUUAUGUAAGAACGUAUGCUCAUCCCAGAUUCACUCCUGGUAUUAAUUUCUGCAUCAUUGUCGAUCUUUUGUAGCAGGACAAGUAAUUUUAUACAAUUUUUGUAAACACUUAUGUACAGCAAGAGUGUAUUGAUUCGAUUUUUGACGUAGUAAUUAUUUUAUUCUCAA